AUGGCAACAGAAAGAGAAAUCGAUAAUACUAUAUUUCUCGAUGUCCUUACCACUAGCAAUGAAUUUAUUGACGUCAAUACUGGUGGCAAUAAUUUUUCAAUUACUGCUUUUAAAUGGGACAGAAUUAGUAAGGUCAAAAAAGAAAUUGCGAAGCGUGUUGAUACCACCCAAUUCAAACUCUAUAGGGAUAGUCCACAUCCU
Molecule: messenger RNA, 201 nt
Organism: Ambispora leptoticha
Lineage: Eukaryota; Fungi; Glomeromycota; Glomeromycetes; Archaeosporales; Ambisporaceae
Source: the annotation of a GenBank genome assembly